Molecule: messenger RNA, 2202 nt
Organism: Diaporthe citri
Lineage: Eukaryota; Fungi; Ascomycota; Sordariomycetes; Diaporthales; Diaporthaceae
Exons: 2
Coding region: 1-2202 (733 amino acids)
Biological process (GO): mitochondrion inheritance
Cellular component (GO): mitochondrial inner membrane
Source: RefSeq, a predicted model, not a curated record
AUGUCUAGCAGCUCGACAAAAUUCGGUCGCGUCGUCUGGGAAAGCAUCGCCCGAGGCUUUACUCCAAGAACGGCCCAGAGACCGUUCGCCUUCAAUUUCCCCCCUUUCAAUCCACAGAUCCGAUCGAUAUCCCAGCACAAUGUUCGACGCAACUGUUCCGGCGGGCUACUGCUGCUCGCUCUCGAUGCCCCGCCAUCAACGCAGAAUGUGCUCGCCAGCUGUGCCACGGCCUCCGAAUCAGUCGUUACAGGAACCACUUCCAGCCACGCCGCGGUCGUCCGAAUGGCAAGACAGGCAUGGGCAAGAGGCAUCCACACAUCUGGCGCUGCUGGACAGAUUCAAGGAAGGCGGAACAAGAGCUCAAAGGCGGGAGAGGAAGGAAAGGCAGCCAGUACACAGCAGGGCCCACAACAUGCGACACCGCAGGGCAAGGACCAUGAGGCCGCGGGGAAGAGUGCUGGAGAAGGGCAUGACAGCCUCACAGACUCAGUCUCAAAAUACCUGCAUCUCCCGCACCUGCCCAAGAUGCCCCAUCGGCCUACCAAGGAAGAACUUCUGUCCGCGGCGAAUGGGUUCUGGCAGAGGCUCAAAGUACGCUUCAAGUGGUUCUCUAUACGAAGUGCGAGACCUUUCAAUGCCGACGAGUGGGGCGCCUUCUUGUCUUGGAUACUCUUCGGCCACUUUGUCUGGAUUCUUGUUGGAACCACUACGUUCUGCUCGCUCCUUAUUCUCUUAGUCAACACCGUCUUCGCACAAGAAACUCUCGCUCGAUGGGUUGGUGACUACCUAACUCAAGCAGCCGGAGUGACCGUCGUCUUCGAAUCAGCUAUCGUACCAAAGUGGGGAGAUGGUGUCAUCACCUUCCGGAAUGUUUUUGUGUCUCGCCGCCCUGGCCAGGUCAAGUCGUCCGUCUCGAAAGGCUCUCCUACAGAUGCGGCGGCGGCGGCGGCUGCUCAUCCCGACUCCCAGGCUAUUCAUGACGAUGGAAACUAUACCCAGUUCGAUCUUACCGUUAGUGAAGUGAACGUCACGCUUUCUUUCGCCAAGUGGUGGAACAGCACGGGUCCUCUUCGAGACGUCGAGGUGAAGGGAGUCCGCGGCGUUGUCGACCGCACGUCUGUUUUCUGGUCAGGGGAACAGAAAGACCCUCUGUCCUAUCGCCACGUCUAUCAACCGGGAGAUUUCGAAAUUGAGCGCUUCAAACUCGAAGAUUUACUGGUCACGGUUCAUCAACCAGGUGGCUUCCGCCCAUUUUCCGUGAGCAUAUAUAGCUGUGAGCUGCCUCAGCUGCGCAAGCAAUGGCUCUUCUAUGACUUUCUCUCGGCAUCCCAUAUGUCAGGUUCUUUCGACGGGUCAUUAUUCACGAUUCAUCCGAAACAGAUCCACGGCACCGCCGCUGGCGAAGAGAAGUACGCUGCAGACAACCUUGGCGAACCGAGUGCUUGGAAGAAGUUCACCCGGCUCCGCAUCGACGGGCUCAAAAUUGACCAUCUGAACCGCGGUGUCCAAGGCACGUUCGGGUGGAUCUAUGAAGGAAACGUGGACAUUGUGGCGGAUGUGAUGUUCCCGGCAGAUCCCGAUGAGAGCAUUGGCAAGGUCAUGAGUGAUUUCUAUGACAAAAUGGAAGAUGCGGUCACCAGCAAUCGGUAUCUGAGAAUCCUGGACAAGGACAGCGGAUCGAAUGUCAGCUCUUACAACAUCAACAACGAACCAUCGAACCCAACAAGGGGUCAUCUCUCAGAAAACACCGAAUGCCACGGGGAAGAAACGUGGACCAAUGCGUCAGAUACAGACGAGUCAUUGGAUCCGGCUCAAGAGGAAGUUCCUCGUUAUUUGGUCAUGGAUCUCCGCAUCCACCUCAAUGACGUCCGGGCCUCAGUACCAAUGUUCCAUGCCACCCCGGACAUCUCGUAUGUCAACCAAAACUUGGUGCGCCCCAUUGUGGCCUAUAUCAACGCCAAGCACACAUACAUCCCGAUCAACUGUCGCAUCGUAAAGCGGCACCAGGACUUCGACGGGUCCUGGACGAUAUUCGACUGUGGUCUGAUGGACGACAUGUCCGCAGAAGUGUACACCGCAUUUGCCCGCGACGUCGAAAACCAGCACUCACGCGUGAAGAGGCUCAAGAAGGUCGGCUUCUGGGCCGUCAGCGUCGCGCUCCAAGCUUUACUCGUGGGUGUUGCGGGUGAUCUGAUUACUUGA